AGGCUGUUGGGCCAAAGGAGGCCCCACCGGUCCUUCUUUGAAUCCUUCAUCCGGACCCUUAUCAUCACGUGUGCCUCCCUGGCCGUGGUCCUGUCCUCCGUCUCCAUCUGUGAUGGGCGCUGGCUCCUGGCCGGGGACCGCCUCUUCGGGCUGUGGCACUACUGCACUGCCACCAACCAGAGCGAGCCGCGCUGCCUCAGAGACCUGGGUCAGGCCCACGUGCCCGGGCUGGCCGUGGGCAUGGGCCUGGCCCGCACCGUGGGCGCCUUGGCCGUGGUGGCUGCCAUUUUUGGCCUGGAGCUCCUCAUGGUGUCCCAGGUGUAUGAUGACGUCCACUCACGGCGCAAGUGGGCCAUGGGCUCCGUCCUCCUCCUGGUCUCUUUCGUCCUCUCCUGCGGGGGGCUCCUGAGUUUUGUGAUCCUGCUCAGGAACCAGGUCACGCUCAUCGGCUUCACCCUGAUGUUCUGGUGCGAAUUCACUGCCUCCUUUCUCCUCUUCCUGAAUGCCAUCAGUGGCCUUCACGUCAACACCAUCACCCGUCCCUGGCAACAACCAAGGAAAUUUUAGGGCCCCCCCCCACCCAGGGACAUCAGGUUCUGUAAGAAAGUGUGGUCAGGAUGGGACUUUUCCAACAUGUGGCCUCUGGUGGGCUGGGGUGGGACAAUGACCUUGAAACUGCAGCCUCUUAGCCAAUAACCUUUGGGUGGUCGGCCAGAAGUGGCCCCAGGGCCUCUGCAGCUGGUCUGCAGGGCUGGAGGCCAGGAGGGUGCGUCAGUGCCACCAGCUGCACAGCCUUACCAAGUUAUUAGGGUAUUGAUUAUAGAAGAAGAGAAACAUGUUAAAACU
Propithecus coquereli (Coquerel's sifaka) is the source of this 846-nucleotide messenger RNA. It is a transcript of the gene TMEM37, whose product is annotated as transmembrane protein 37. Gene Ontology annotation, molecular function: calcium channel activity; voltage-gated monoatomic ion channel activity. The coding region runs from base 241 to 567 and encodes 108 amino acids. Lineage: Eukaryota; Metazoa; Chordata; Mammalia; Primates; Indriidae. Gene Ontology annotation, cellular component: membrane. The transcript has a single exon. The record is from RefSeq and is a predicted model, not a curated record.